This is a messenger RNA of Aspergillus chevalieri, 861 nucleotides long. RefSeq lists its product as uncharacterized. The record is from RefSeq and is a predicted model, not a curated record. Bases 1 to 861 code for a protein of 286 amino acids. Lineage: Eukaryota; Fungi; Ascomycota; Eurotiomycetes; Eurotiales; Aspergillaceae. The transcript has a single exon.
AUGUCCAGACCCCCCGACCCCGACCCCGACAUGAUCGAAAUCAGUCGCUGGAGCACCAGCAGCAGCGAGGAAGAAGAGGAGGAGAGCGGCGAAGGACACGAGGCCGGCAGUCGCGGAUCCAAGACUAGCCAGGGCAAAAAUUCCGCCCACGACAGAAACGCUGGCAAGAGAGAUGACAACCCACAGAACGAGGAAGAAGUUAUCUACGAGCUCGACGAAGACGCCAUGUCCCAGCUCCCCGACCACCUCCAAAUCAACAUGCGCGAAAUCCAACAGGAACGCAUGGAGCGUAUUCAUUGCGAAAAUUCCAACGUUCAGAUCCGCAAGAUUAGCGACCAGAAGGAGGUUCGCGCAGAUAACUGGUUCAGGAACAUGUUGUCUCGCUUUCCUUCCCGGCCCAAUAUGGGCUUUCAUGCGAAUCGCGACACCGUGCGUCGCAGGCAUAGCCCUAGUUUGGAUGAUUUGGAAGCGCAUGAGCGUGCUCGUCUUGCGCCCGGCUCUCCGAUGCCUCUGACCAAGGAUAAUCUCGAGUAUUUGACGGAGUGCACUGGUGGUGAGACUAAUGUCAUGUUGGCGGCUGCGACCAGACGCAGGGUUGAAAAGAAGGCUUCGAUCAAGGAUCGUAUCUAUAGUCGCCUGAGCGGCAAGCGUCGUCGCGAGGAGGAGGCUGCUCUAAGGCAUUUGAAAAACAUUGAAAGCCAGGUCCAUGUUGGAAUUCCGCAGUGUUACAGAGAUCUCGUGAAAGAGGAAGAGGAACAAAAUAGACAGCUUUCUGCCCAGAUUGCAGAGGGAAGACACUCAUUGCGCGGCCGUGUCAAGGAGAGUAUGCAGAAGAUGAGCAUGGCCUUCAAGAAAGACUAA